CCUUUAAUAAAUCCCCUGUUUAAAAGUGGACAUGUUCCUAUGUGGGCUUUAAGAGUGUUGCGACAGGCGGAUUCUCUGGCGGAUUCAGCGCUUGUUCCAGUGACAAGCAGAAACCCGUAUGAACUAGGGAUACCGGUCUCGCGAGUCAUCUGUUGAAUUGCACAAUCACCCUCUCGUGCUGGAAGAUAACCUUAAAACCUGUGACCCCGAUUUCCUCUGCUUUUGUUUGACGUCUUUCAUCCCUUUUCCUUUCCGUCUCACGCUGACACCUUCAGAAGACACCCAUUAAUACUCUUUAUCCAUAGGAACUCUCAAUCUAAUUCUGAACAUAUCUCUCCCUCCCUCUCUCUCCGGCACUUUCUGACGUCAGUGCAUCCGGAGAGAGACAGACUACGUUACUGACUGUAAGGAGCGGUCAAACAAAGGAACCGGGAAAUCAGGUCUGUUCACACUCCAGUUCUAGGAACAAGAUGUCCUCCAUGCAGUAUGCCAAAAGCUGAAAUAUGGAUGGGUGAAGACGCUACCUCCUUUGUUGACCAGCCCUAAGUUUUAACCAAAGUAUUUUGGACGCAGUCAGGAAGCAAAAAUGGUAAGCAGGUUGAUCAGUGGAAACUGCUUGGCUCGGUUCUGCCAGAAGCUAAACAGAGUGAAGACCUUGGAGGAGAAUAUGAUGGAGACAGCUCUGAAUAGGUGCCUGUCUACUCUGGACUUGACUAUGCUUGGCAUUGGUGGUAUGGUUGGCUCUGGCCUUUACGUUCUCACUGGCACAGUUGCAAAGGAUGUUGCCGGCCCUGCUGUCAUCAUUUCCUUCAUCUUUGCAGGUUUUGCUUCGCUGCUGGCUGCUCUUUGCUACGCAGAGUUUGGGUCCCGUGUGCCAAAGACAGGCUCGGCUUACAUGUUCACCUAUGUCUCUGUUGGCGAAAUCUGGGCCUUCAUGAUUGGCUGGAAUAUCAUUCUGGAAUACAUGAUUGGUGGAGCUGCAGUAGCACGGGCCUGGAGUGGCUACCUAGAUUCCAUCUUCAACCACAAGAUACGGAACUUCACCGAAACGUACAUCGCCACAUGGAACAUACCCUUCCUUGCCCCCAACCCCGACUUGCUGGCUGCAGGGAUACUGCUGGUUGCCACAACAUUUGUCACUUGUGGGGCCAAGGUGUCCUCAUGGCUGAACCAUUUGUUCACAGCCGCAAGUUUGGCAGUGAUUCUCUUCAUCCUGAUAUUUGGCUUCAUUCUGGCAGAUCCAACAAACUACAGCGCCAAGCAUGGUGGCUUUGCUCCCUUUGGGUUUUCAGGAAUCAUGGCUGGCACAGCAACCUGCUUCUUUGCCUUUGUGGGCUUUGAUGUCAUUGCAGCCUCCAGCGAAGAGGCUCGCAACCCCCAGAAGUCUGUCCCCAUAGCAACAGCCAUUUCCCUUGGCCUGGCCACCAUGGCCUACACCUUGGUAUCCACCGUGCUCACCCUGAUGGUUCCCUGGCACUCGGUGAACCCGGACUCUGCCCUCUCUGAUGCCUUCUACAGACGAGGAUACUCAUGGGCUGGAUUCAUCGUGGCUGUGGGUUCCAUUUGCGCAAUGAACACAGUUCUCCUCAGCAACCUCUUUUCCCUCCCCCGGAUUGCCUACGCCAUGUCUGAGGAUGGACUACUCUUCAAGGUAUUUUCACAGGUGAAUCCGAUCACCAAGGUCCCUCUGAUUGGCAUCGUGGUCUUUGGAAUCCUGAUGGCCAUCAUGGCACUAGUGUUUGACCUGGAAUCUCUGGUGCAGUUCCUAUCCAUUGGAACACUGCUGGCCUACACCUUUGUUGCUGCCAGCAUCAUCGUGUUGCGAUACCGGGUGGAAAAAGUUGAGUCUGCUCAGUUGCCAGCACCGAGUCAAAAUCCUGAACCCCAGGACAGUGAGGGACUGAAAGAAUACGAGUCUUUUUCGGAUAAACUCCAGCUGGUAGAGAGGCAAAAGUCAACCAAAGUGAAAAGGCAGCCAGGUCAACUGAAGUCCUCCUUUGAGCCUUAUUUACGCUUCCUGGAUGACUUUGCUCCAGGAGAAAUUGUGACGGAGGCAGUAGUCACUCUGGUGGGCUGUUCAGCUUGCUUGGGUUGCAUAGUGAUCUUUGGUAGCAGCUACCUCCAUCUGCCACAGUGGGCUUUCAUUUUAUUCACCAUCCUCUUUACAACUGGCUUUCUCCUCAGCUUGUUCCUCAUAUGGAUUCAUGAGCAGCAGCAAAAACUGAGUACUUUUCAGGUUCCACUGGUGCCCUUGAUUCCAGCUGUGAGUAUUUUGCUGAACGUGCUCCUGAUGUUAAAGCUCAGUUGGAUGACCUGGGUGAGAUUUACCAUUUGGUUAGCUGCAGGUUUUCUUGUCUAUUUUGGUUACGGGAUAUGGAACAGCAAGGAGAACCUGAAGGAGUCCAGAGCUCAGAAUGUCAGUGCCCGCUACAUCGUACUCCCCAGUGGCAGCUUGGUGGAGACUGUUCAGACUGUGCAACCAGAAUCACAGGGUGCCACAGGUUUGGGGGUAAUGACUGAAGAAGAGGAGGGGAGAUAGUAGCGAGCCUGGGCCAGUCAACCUUGAGGGGGAAAUUCCCUUCAAUGCUUGCCCCUCUAUAGCUGCCACCACCACCACCCUAUGCCUCACUGUCCCAGAAGCAGAUGGGUAGAGUCCCCGUACUCGUCACUGGGAUUGUGGGGUUCUGGAUCUCACCACUCUGCAUUGAUGUUCAUUUCUAUCCAUGGCUGCUGGAACUUAGUUCCAGAUUGAAGCAAAAGAUGCAACAUGCACAAAAUGCUGGAGGAACUCAGCAAGUCAGGCAGCAUCUAUGGAGAGGAAUAAACAGUCAAUGGAUUGGACCAAGACCCUUCACCAGGACUGGAAAGGAAGGGGGCAAAAGUCAGAAUAAGAAGGUGGGGGAGGGGAAAACAUACAAACUAGCAGGUGAUAGAGGAGAAGAGGUGGAUGGAUGGGGGAGUGGGAGGGGAAAGAGGUUGAAGAGGUAGCAAUCUGAUAGGAGAGUGGACCAUGGGAGAAAGGAAAGGAGGAGGGGCACCAAAAGGAGAGGGGAACCGGAAUGAGGAAUGGAAAAAGAUAAACUGGGAGGGGGGAGAAAUUGCUAGAAGUUAGAGAAAAUCGAUGUUAGUGUCAUGAGGUUGGGAGCUACUCAGAUGGAAUAUAAAGCGUUGCUUCUCUGACCUGAUUGUGGUCUCAUUGUGGCAGUAGAAGAGGCAUGUUGAGUGGCAAUGGGAAGUCAAAUUGAGACAGGUAACUUUGGGGAGAUCCUGCCUUUUGUGGUAGACAAACCAAAACCUCACAGUUGAUCAUUUCUAAUUCAGUAGAGGGGGCUCACCACCAGAGGAGCAUUUCAGGCAAAUCCUUGAUGUGGUGGUUUGGGCAUCACAUCUGCCUCUGAUCAGAUGGUUCAGGGUUCACAUCCCACUCCUGACACUUCAGUGCAUAAAAUGAAGGCAGCUACUCCAGAAUUGUCUACUACUGGGAUAUUAGACACAGGGUCCAUCUGUUCUCUUCAUUGGUUUUAAUGUUUUUGCAGUACUGUUUAACAUUCAGGGGAGCUUAUACUUAAUCCUGACUGUACAUUCCUAUGGUUAUUAUCACUGACGUUUGAGGGAAUGUGAACAGACUGGUUACCACAUUUUUCGUAUAAUAACAGAGAACUCCCCUCUGCUGUAAUUCGAUGGCUGGGAUGUCACACAACUGAAGAUAAAGGUGCUGUGCAAUUACAAGACUUACAGUCAUAGAGUACUACAGCAUGGAAGCAGGACCUUCAGUCCAUCUUAUUCAUGCUGACCACCAUGCUUAACUCCCAUUUACCCAAGUUUGGCCUAUAUCCCUUAAAUCUUUCCUGUUCGUGUACCUGUCCGGGUGCCCACUAAAUGUCAUUUAUUGUACCUGCUACAAGGACUUCUGGGCUUUUGUUCAUUUUGUCACCCCCCCCCCCCCGAAAGUCUGAAUCUUGAUAGAAACUAAACCCAACUUUUCCCUCCCCCCCAACAGCAGAGGAGAAAAAUUAUGUAAAGGGGGGGGAAGAAAACAACCUGGGAACAUCCCUAUCCACACUAAAUGGAUAUUAGGAAUCAACACACUGGUCUGGGCCACUGCAAAAACUUUUUAAUAAUGCACCAAAUCAGUGGGUUCAUGUAUACUUUAUAGAACCCUUGACUAUCUGUCAUAUGAUCCAGCUUUGAAUUAUAAAUGCCUGUUCAUUAUGUGGGCUGAGAACUAUUUCUGUCUCAGCCAGAGCCUUGGCAAACCAGCCCAUCCACUCUUGCAUUGUUGACAUUAGAUGCUGUUCCCUUUGACUGCUUUUGUUACUCACCAAGCCCCUGUCAAUUUAACUUGUCAUUAAAAGGGAAUGUAGCACAUGGACUAUUCCAUAUAGAACACCUUCCCUUCUCGUUAUCAUCCCUGUUUUCUGCUUCAUCUCCAAACAACACUCUGUGUUGGUUCCACAAGACAUAGGAACAGACUUAGGCCAUGUGGCUACUGUGUCAGCUCCUCCACUCAAUCAUGGCUGGUUUAUUUUCCCUCUCAACCCCAUUUUCCUGCCUUCUCCCUUACUAAUCAAGAAUCUAUCAACCUCUGUUUUAAAUAUACCUAGUGACAGCCAUCUGUGACAAUGAAUUCCACAGAUUCACUACAAUCUGACUAAAGAAAUUCCUCCUCAUCUGUGCUGUAAAGGGACAUCUUCCUAUUCUGAGGCUGUGCCAUCUGGUCAUAGACUCUCCCACUAUAGGAAACACCCUCUCCAUGUUCACUCUAUCUAGGCAGUUCGACAUUUGUUAAGUCUCAAUGAGAUCCUCUCUCAUUGUUCUAAACUCCAGUGAGUACAGGCUCACAGCCAUCAAACACUCCUCAUACAUUAACCCUUUCAUUCUGAGAACAUUCUCAUGAACCUCCUCUGGACCUUCUCCAAUACCAGCACAUCCUUUCUUAGACAAGGAGCCCAAAACUGCUCACGGUACUCUAAGUGUGGUCUGAUCGAUGCCUUAUAAACCGUCAGGAUUACAUCCUUGCUCUUAUAUUCUACUCCUCUCGGAUGAAUGCUAAUGUGUAAUGUCAGAUGAGAUUUGAACAACAGCAAUGUUUGCUGUAUACAAAUACCCUGGAGUGAAUCUUUCUCCUUUUGCAUCAGUUCUGCACUUAUUCACCUUCCUGCAGACAAGAACAAGAAUGGAUUUAUCCAGCAUCCAUAUAUUUACCAUAACCGAUAUAUUUUUCUCUGUGUGAACUUUUUAAAGUUGUUCAAGUUAUUGUGAGCAGAUUAUAACAAUGAUCAGCAUCUGUGCUCCCUUAAAUUGUUAUUCACAUCCAGGAAUGAACAAGUUCCCCAUUCAAAGGUUCCACAUUACCUUAACCCCUUGAGUGCAUGUAACAGUUGGCAAUGGAAUGUUCACCAUCACUUUGCACUCUCAAUUAGUGCCGAAGGCAAGGAGUCUGAAUAGAUCUGGUGAAAGAGAUGGUCACCUCCACUGCCAUAUUGUUUGUGGUUCUUUCAGGUAGCACUCCUCUCCAAUGAGUUUCUCAUCUUCAGCCUCUUCAUUGUGGAGUGGUUUUCAUUUCUAGAUUUUCGUGCCAUUGAUUUUAUGAUCUGGCUGUUCAAGUUUCAGAAAUCCAUCUGAAGUUCAGCCAAGUCUUCACUGUAUAGAGUAAUUCUGGCAUCUCUAUCAGUUUGUUCUCAUAUCAACAAAUUGCCCAUCAAUGAUAGUUUGGAGUUAAUCAAACUAAUGUGGAUUGAUGGCCUUCAUCAUGGUUUCACCUUAUUAACUUGGAUGCUUUGUGUUUAUUUAUAAAGUGCUUGUUCAAGUCACCUGAUGGUGAGCAAUUAAAGAACUGUAGAGUGUAAAGGGAGCCUCAUCUGACCAUAUAAUGGGUCUGGAUGCCUGAGAUUUAGAAGUUACUCUCACAUCCAAAUGCAGUAUUUGUCGUUUGUCACUAUGCAGCUUGGUUUUUAUUAAAAUAAAUUCAUCUGCACCCCAAAUUUAUUUUAUUUAGAGUACAGUACAAAACAUACUUCCUGCGCAAAGAGUCGCUCACCCGGCAAUCUAGCUUUUUAAUCCUAGCCUUAAUCACAGGGCAUUUUACAAUGGCCAAUUAACCUACCAAUCAGUACUUCUUUGGACUGUGGGAGAAAACCUGAGCCCCAAGAGGAAACCCACACAGUCACAUGGAGAACAUACAAACUCCUUACAGACAGCGGCAGAACUGAACUCAAACACUGCAAGCUAUAAUAGUGUCUUGAUAACCACUACGCUACCAUUAGUAAACCAUAGAUUCCUGAAGCAGUCCGGUUUCAGGCUUCUGACCCACCUGGGCCUGAAGUUCCAUUUACUUGGCCUGGGUGUGUCAAAUAUUUGAAUCAGUGUGUGUAGGAAAAUUAAAAGUUAUAGAGGAGAGUGUAGGAUCAGGAAUCCAGGAUGGACAGAGAAAAGGUGAGGAGUGGUGUCAGAAAUUAGGAUGGGGAGAGAAAAAGUGAGGAGUGGUGUCAGGAAUCCAGAAUGGAGAGAGACAAGGUGAGGAGUGGUGUGGAUAAUAGAUGGGUAAAACACACAUUCAGAAGAACCCUAACCCUAAUAAUCAAAUGGGAGGUAAAACUACAUGGAUAAAGAUUCAGGCUCAUGGUUAUUUACCACAUGUACAUCAAACCCUAUGGUGCAAUUUGUCGUUUGUGUUAACAACCAACACAUCCAAAGAUAUAAGAGAUUAGAAAGUUUAAAAAAAUGCAUGGUAAAAUGAGACAUGAGAUAUAAGGAACUACCAUGGAUUUGAGGCUGGGAAGAGGGUAAUGGGUUUGUAAUAGGGAAGAUAAUGUAAUAAGAUAAUCUAUGUCAUAGCUAUAUAAUUCUCAAAGCAAAUCCUCUGACUCCCCCUUAAAUUCCCCUUAAAGCAUUUCAUUCCUCCAUUCUAUUUGGAUAGAAUUCCAGUAAUUCCCAAAUUUUCCCUCCCCAUAAAAAGUGGCGAGACCUUCCUGAUCUUCUUAAAUGAUAAGUGGUGGCAAACGUAUUUAUAUUUUUGUAGCAUGGGAUUUUUUUAAAGAAGUGCUUUGCACCGCACUCUUGUAUAAAUGUCACUCUUUGUAAUAUUGAACCAGCUAUUCAGUUGCAAUUCUUGUCAAUGUUGUAUUUAUUUUGGGGACAAAUUUCUAAUUUAAUGAAUAAAUGUUAUGAAGCAGCAGGUUUUAUUGACUAUUUGGUUUCAUUGCUUGUUAAUGCUUCUUAAUUUUAGAAUAUAGAACUUAGAACACAACAGCAUAGGACAGGGACUUCGGCCCAUGAUAUGCCAACAUCUUAACCU
Messenger RNA from Hypanus sabinus (Atlantic stingray), 7297 nucleotides. It is a transcript of the gene slc7a4, whose product is annotated as solute carrier family 7 member 4. NCBI's taxonomy places the organism in Eukaryota, Metazoa, Chordata, Chondrichthyes, Myliobatiformes, Dasyatidae. The coding region runs from base 587 to 2539 and encodes 650 amino acids. Gene Ontology annotation, biological process: transmembrane transport; amino acid transport. The transcript is spliced from 5 exons. Gene Ontology annotation, molecular function: amino acid transmembrane transporter activity. The record is from RefSeq and is a predicted model, not a curated record. Gene Ontology annotation, cellular component: plasma membrane.